AUGGCCGUUAGAUUCUCACUCGCGUCGCAAGGGCUCGUGUCAACGCGCGCCCCGCCAGUCAUCGUCACUGUUGACCCGUUUCCUCCUCGCUGCUCCGCAUGGCGCGAGCCAUUCCGUCCGCGCUCUGCGCGUUCCGCCCGUCCCACGUAUGCGGCCCUGCGGGGAUUGCGCGGAAUGCGCGGGGAUUGGCGGAACACGGGCGCAGACGAAGCGCCGUUUUUCUCCCGCUGCCGAGAGCGCUGCUUGAUUCCAGGCAACGGUGGUAACUGUGUUACUGUCGCACGGCGAACAGGCAAAUGGCGACGGCAGGCAGCCUUAGCGAAUAGCGAGGUUUCUUAUAAAGCAGAUGAAUCUGAACCGGAGAUCGCGGAGGAAGCGGAUUGCGUGGUAGUGGGCGCGGGGAUUUCGGGGCUGUCGGCGGCGUUCGCGCUGGCAACGCGGCAUGCGGACGCCGUGCCGCGCGUGCUUGUAACGGAGGCGCGGGAGCGCGUGGGCGGGAAUGUGACUACAAUGGUGGGGGCGGAGGGGACGGAGAGCGAGGGGUACGUGUGGGAGGAGGGGCCUCACAGCUUUCAACCCAGCGAUACCAUGCUGCAGUGCGCCCUCAACUGCGGCAUUCUCCCCGACCUUGUGCUGGGAGCGCCUGACGCACUCAACCUCGACUGCGGCAUUCUGUCUGACCUCGUGUUGGGAGCACCUGAUGCGCCGCGCUAUGUCUUCUGGGACGGCAAGCUGCGUCCCAUUCCCUCAGGCCCCGCCGAUCUGAUCUCCUCGGAUCUGCUGUCGCUGGGCGGCAAGCUGCGGGCGGCGCUGGGGUUCGUGGGGAUCAGAGCAGCCCAGGUGAGAACCGGACCAGCCCAGCGGGGUGGCAGCGAGGAGGAGAGUGUGUCGGAGUUUGUGACUCGCAACCUCGGCUCACAGCUGCUGCAACGCCUUGUCGAUCCCUUCUGCUCCUGCAUAUUCGCGGGGGAUGCGGAGCAGAUGAGCAUGCAGGCAGCGUUCAACCGCAUAUGGCGCAUGGAGGGAGAAGGGGGGUCGCUGCUGGGGGGGAUGAUUCAGCUGGGCAAAGAGAGGAAGGAGAAGGAGAAGGAGAAUCCAGCAGAGCCACGAGACCCCCGUCUCCCCGAGCCUCAGGGCCAGUCAGUGGGGUCAUUCCGCUCAGGGCUGGCCUCUCUCACGCGUGCCAUGGCUGACCGCUUGGGCAGUAGGAUGCGGGUGGGGUGGCGGCUGGUGGGCAUGCAGCAGCGACCAGGAGGGGGGGCUGUGCUGACGUACGACACGCCACGUGGCACCACACGAGUGGCCGCACGCUCCGUGCUGCUCACCGUGCCUGCUUACGUUGCUGCUGACGUCAUCAGGGCUUUCUCUCUUCACUCGCGCCCUCCUCGCUUCUACUUUCGCACUCUGCCGCAUUUCCAGUCGUCAAAAGUCCUACGGUGUGCCAUCACUCACAACAGCAGCAGCGCUGGCAACCAUACCCCCAUGGCAUCUGUGGCUCUUUCCUUCCCUGCUGCUUCCGUCAGGGAGGGAGGGGGCGGGGUGGGCAGGGGGGCUUCCCACAGCAGCAGCAGCGCUGUCCGCUCCGCCAUACCCUACCUGCCCAUGGCAUCUCCCUCAGCAGCAGCAGCGCUGGCAGCCAUACCCUACCCGCCCAUGGCAUCUGUUGCCCUCUCUUACCCCGCCGCUGCCAUCAGGGAGGGGGCGGGGCAAGCAGGGGGGCUGCGCGGGUAUGGGCAGCUGCACCCGCGCUCCCAGGGGCUGGCUACAUUAGGUGAGACGGGUGGAAGUGGAGUGAGAGGGAUGGGUGGGGCGGGGAGGGCAAGGGGGCUGAAGGGGUAUGGACAGCUGCACCCGCGCUCCCAGGGGCUGGCGACGCUAGCUGCACCCACGCUCUCAAGGGGAGAGGUGGGAGAGAGGUGGAGAAGGUUGGGGGAUGGAGAGAGUGUAUUAGGGGAAGUGGUGGGAGAGAGUGGGAGCGAGUGGGUGAGAGGGAACGGGGAUGAAAGCGGGGCUGGGGGGUAUGGGCAGCUGCACCCGCGCUCCCAGAGGCUUAGUGAUGCACCUCUAAGCACCGCGCACGCAUCGCACUCACCUGCUUCCCUCCAUCACUGCCCCUCCUCUCCCCUCUUCCCCACCCAGGCUGCAUCUUCAGUUCUGCCCUCUUCCCCAACAGGGCACCUGACGGCCGAGUGCUGCUCAUCUGCUACGUGGGGUUCUUGCCCCCCCCUCUUCCCCCCUUCCCCUAUUCCCCACCCAGGCUGCAUCUACAGUUCUGCCCUCUUCCCCAACAGAGCACCUGACGGCCGCGUGCUGCUCAUCUGCUACGUGGGCGGUGCAGGGAACGAUGCUGUCGCUGAAAUGACCCACACAGACCUCAUAGCAGCAGUGGAUCGGGACAUGCGCACCACACUCCUCCGUCCCUCCGCCCCUCCCCCUCUGGCGCUCGGAGUGCGAGUGUGGCCGUGUGCCGUUCCCCAGCUGAAUAUUGGGCACCUUGAAAGUAUAGAGGUGGCGAAGAGAGGGAUCGAAGAGGCAGGGAUGGAGGGGGUGUUUCUUGGAGGGAAUUAUUUGACGGGUGUUGCGCUGAGUUGUCUGAGCCAAGUGAGCCUAUCGGGUGAAGCCAAAUCGUCGCACGUCGCACAGAGGCACGUCGCCAGCCGUCGUGGCGCUCGCUGCGAUGCCGCGACGGCAGGGAGCGACGGGAAGCCGCGCGUGCGAUUCGCGCCGUCGCCGACGGGGAACCUGCACGUGGGCGGGGCUCGAACGGCGCUCUUCAACUGGCUCUUCGCGAGGGCAACGGGCGGCAAGUUCGUGCUGCGCGUGGAGGACACCGAUCUGAACCGCUCCACACCGGAGUCCGAGGCCGCCAUGGUGCGCGACCUGCGCUGGCUGGGGCUCGACUGGGAUGAGGGUCCCGAUGUGGGCGGUCCCCUGGGCCCAUACCGCCAGUCGGAGCGCAAUGAGAUCUACCGCGAGCUCACGGAGAAGCUGCUGGCCUCGGGCAUGGUGUACCGCUGCUUCUGCUCCGAUGAGGAGCUAGCAGCAAUGAAGGCGGAGCAGGAGGCGAAGAAGCUUCCUCCCAAGUACGCGGGCAAGUGGGCGCGCGCCAGCGAGGACGAGGUGGCUGCUGAGCUGGCAAAGGGCACGCCGCACUCGUUCCGGUUCCGAGUGCCGCCCAACAAGCUCAUUAAGAUAAACGACCUCGUCCGCGGGGAGGUGGCGUGGAACACGGAUACGCUGGGUGACUUUGUGGUGCUGCGGAGCAACGGGCAGCCGGUGUACAACUUCUGUGUCACUGUGGAUGACGCCACCAUGAAGAUCUCCCACGUCAUCAGAGCGGAGGAGCAUCUGCCCAACACUUUGCGUCAGGCGCUCAUCUACGAGGCGCUGGGUCUGCCCAUGCCCACGUUUGGACACGUGUCGCUCAUCCUCGCCCCUGACCGCUCCAAGCUCUCCAAGCGCCACGGCGCCACCUCCGUGGGGCAGUUCAAGGAGCUGGGGUUCCUACCAGAGGCGAUGGUGAACUACCUGGCGCUGCUGGGGUGGAACGACGGCACGGAGGACGAGAUCUUCACGCCCUCGCAGCUCGUGGAGAAGUUCUCUCUCUCGCGCGUCACCAAGUCGGCCGCCAUCUUCGAUAACGCCAAGCUGCGCUGGAUCAACGGCCAGCACUUCCGCCAGCUGUCCGAGGAAGCUUCCACGCAGCUGCUCGCCGAGCAGUGGCACGCCAGCGGCCUCCUGGCGUCAGCAGACGCUACCAGCCGCACCACGCAGGCAGCAGCAUCAUUGGUGCGCAACGGGCUGGAGCUGGUCACAGAUGCGGACGCAGCACUGGAGGCGCUGCUGGCAUUCCCUCUCAAGGAGACGCUCGCCAGCGAGGAGGCCAAGGCAGUGGUGGAGGACGGGCUGGACGACGUGAGGGCGGCGCUGCUGGCGGAGUGGGAGAGCGGAGCACUGCUGGCAGCGGUGGAUGGCGGCGCUGCGACGUGGAAGAAGUGGAUCAAGGGGUUCGGCAAGGCCACUGGCCGCAAGGGCAAGCGCCUCUUCAUGCCCAUCCGUGUGCUCCUCACAGGCUGCAUGCACGGGCCAGACGUGGGGGAGACGCUCACCAUGCUGCAGCACGCAGCAGCGGACAAGGCGCUGGGCCCCAAGGCGUACUGCGUGGGGCUGGAGGAGAGGAUCAGCCUCCUCAGAGAUGCGGACCUCACUGCUGCUCCUGCUGCUGCUGAGGCUGUGGCUGCGAGCGUGGCGCAAUGA
Closterium sp. Naga37s-1 is the source of this 4257-nucleotide messenger RNA. NCBI's taxonomy places the organism in Eukaryota, Viridiplantae, Streptophyta, Zygnematophyceae, Desmidiales, Closteriaceae. The record is from the annotation of a GenBank genome assembly.